CUACGCCGCUCGUUACGCACGGACACGCUACGGGGGCCAAGGAAGGAAGAAAUGUGGGCGCGGGCGUUGUGGCUGGGCCUUCGGGCCCCGCUGGGCGGGCCCCGGGGCUUCACCUCCAAGACAGAUCUUCAGGGCAGUGGCCGAAUCACGGCCGAGAUGAUCGAGCACCUGGAGCGUCUAGCACUUGUGGACUUCGGCAGCCGGGAGGCAGUAGCGCGGCUGGAGAAAGCCAUCGCCUUCGCCGACCGGCUACGCGCCGUGGACACCGACGGGGUGGAGCCCAUGGAGUCGGUCCUGGAGGACAGAUGUCUAUACCUGAGAUCCGACAAUGUAGUAGAAGGCAACUGUGCUGAUGAAUUACUACAAAACUCCCACCGUGUCGUGGAGGAGUACUUUGUGGCCCCUCCAGGUAACAUCCCUUUGCCAAAGCUGGAUGAACAAGAGCCAUUCCCACACAGCUGAGUAACUCCUUCUGGAAAGGGGGUACUCUGAACACGUGGAAGCACAAUGACAGUAUUUUCUUACUGUGAACACUAAUGUUUCUGCUUUUCUAAGUCACCUAAAAAAAAUGGACACUUAAGCAUUUCUUAAUAACAGGCUCUUCUGAAGACAGAAUUGGGAAAGAUCUAGCCCAAUGAGUUCUAGAGCCCAAAGAUCUGUAAGUGAGUUCCUGAUGCUAACUGAAAUGAAAGGAAAGCAAAAACUCAGCUUCCAAGGUAUUCACUAAACAGGCCUGUUCAGUAAGACAGACACUAUUUAUCUGCCUUUAACCCCAGAAGACUGAGUCAACUGCAUGAAAGUGAACUUUUCUAUCUAUGUAACUGGUAGAUGGAGCAUCUUGAUCACUAUGUGACAACCUUGGCUGUCCCUUUUAGUUGCCACUUGCAUUGAUUUGAGCAGGCCUAUCUUGACCAAACAUACCUGAAUUUGUUCCCGGGCACCCACUUUGUUCCUAGAAAAGGGCUAACUUCCUGCUAAGGUCUGAAGAGUGUUCAAAGUAGACUAGAGCUUGGGAACUCCUAACCUAGAGCUAUCUGCUAUCCCACAAAGUGAUUAUAUGCAAAAGGGACACUAGUCAUACCUAGUGUUUCUCUUUCUGAAAAGAGAACUUGUCCUAAAAUUAGCCCUGGGACAAAGCACCCCCAAAAUGAUUAUUAAAUUGAGAUGAGUCCAAGA
This is a messenger RNA of Sapajus apella (tufted capuchin), 1176 nucleotides long. RefSeq names its product glutamyl-tRNA amidotransferase subunit C (gene GATC). The coding region runs from base 52 to 462 and encodes 136 amino acids. Gene Ontology annotation, molecular function: glutaminyl-tRNA synthase (glutamine-hydrolyzing) activity. Gene Ontology annotation, biological process: regulation of translational fidelity; glutaminyl-tRNAGln biosynthesis via transamidation; mitochondrial translation. Gene Ontology annotation, cellular component: glutamyl-tRNA(Gln) amidotransferase complex; mitochondrion. NCBI's taxonomy places the organism in Eukaryota, Metazoa, Chordata, Mammalia, Primates, Cebidae. The transcript has 4 exons. The record is from RefSeq and is a predicted model, not a curated record.